Messenger RNA from Osmia bicornis bicornis, 15249 nucleotides. It is a transcript of the gene faf, whose product is annotated as probable ubiquitin carboxyl-terminal hydrolase FAF-X. Gene Ontology annotation, molecular function: cysteine-type endopeptidase activity; cysteine-type deubiquitinase activity. The record is from RefSeq and is a predicted model, not a curated record. The transcript is spliced from 27 exons. Gene Ontology annotation, cellular component: cytosol; nucleus. The coding region runs from base 358 to 8130 and encodes 2590 amino acids. NCBI's taxonomy places the organism in Eukaryota, Metazoa, Arthropoda, Insecta, Hymenoptera, Megachilidae. Gene Ontology annotation, biological process: cell migration; protein deubiquitination.
AUAGUUAGUGAUAAUAGAAAUCUUUUGCGUGUUACUGUACGUUGUCAGCUAGCCGGUUGUUUCGUCUCAAAGCAAAAUUUAAAAGGUUUUCUUUAAUACGGUAGUGCUAAUCGUUAGGAUGGUCGCCAUUUUGUCCGGAGGUGGCCCGGUUGAGUGAACGGGGCGAAAAUAGUUGCUCCCUGGACACCGAGGAUCAUUGAAAUUACAUAGAUAAUGUAGGUAUAGUUUAUUCAAACAAGGCCUUUAGGGUAUAAUUAUAUUUAAUGUCAGUGAAUGAGUUGGAUGAUUGUUAUUGGUGGUGUGAUUAUCGGACCAAAAGGUAUUGAGACAAUUGGAAUAUAGCAAAGAGCACACAAAAUGACGAUCGCCACAAGAGGCCAAGGAGUAGGCAUAGACCCUCCUGACAGCCAACAAAGUACACAGAUGCACAGUCCACCUGGUCCGCAACAGUUAGCUGACACAAUGUCAGGACUUCAACUCACGGAGAAUGUGGUACAACCAGAUUGCACCAAUGAUACAUUAACUACAGUAGAGGAUAGUAAUCAGCUUCACGGGGAGCCUGAUUUUCCUAUUGCAAAACUGAAUAUGCUUCAUGAAAAAAUAUCUAGUCCACGAUGGGUUGUACCAGUUCUACCAGAUCAAGAGUUAGAGUGCCUGUUACAAGCCAGUAUCGAUCUUUGUAAAAAAGGAAUUGAUGUACAAAGUGAAGCAUGUCAACGCUUUUUUCGUGAAGGACUCACAAUUUCUUUUACCAAAAUAUUGACUGAUGAUGCAGUAAAUAGUUGGAAAUUAAAUAUUCAUAACUGUAUUAAUGCAAAUUGUGAGCGGUUAGUGGAACUAUGUGUCUUGAAAUUAGACGAGGACUGGUUUCCUCUUCUUGAUUUGCUGGCAAUGGUUUUUAAUCCUAGUAACAAAUUUCACACAUUUAAUGCUGCAAGAGUUUCAGAAACUGUUCCCCCUGGCAGUGAUAUUCCCGAUGAAGAACUUUAUGCACGGCCACCUGCUGAUUCAAGAAGUCCUCGUGGUUGGCUAGUGGAUCUUAUAAAUAGGUUUGGAAGUCUUAACGGAUUUGAAAUUCUGCUCUCUAGAUUUCAGAGCGGUCGAAAUUUAACAGUACCAGUUAUUUAUGCGUUGAUUAGACCUUUUGGUUUGUGUUACGAAUUGCUUACUGUUCACACAAUAGUUAAAUAUCUGAUGCCUAUCGUGGAAAUGGUGUCUGUAAUUUUGAAUAAUUUGACCGAUGAGGAAUUAAAAAAGGAAGCGAAAAAUGAAUCAAAAAAUGAUGCGAUAUCAGCCAUAAUCAAAGCCUGCAAAUGUUUGGUAUCACGAGUACCGCAUCAAGAUGAAAUGAUUAAAAAUUUGGGAAUUCUGAGAUUGAAAAUGAUUUUAAGACUUCUACAAAUUUCUUCGUUUAAUGGGAAAAUGAAUGCAUUAAAUGAAGUGAAUAAAGUGAUUACCACUGUUAGUUUUUAUCAGCAUCGAAACGCGAUUGUUGAGGAAGAAGAAUGGCUUACCGCAGAAUGUAUGGCUAAAUGGAUAAAAGAAAAUGGAGUAUUAGAAAUCGUCUUAAGAGAUUCGUUACAUCAACCUCAGUAUGUUGAAAAGUUAGAAAAGAUUUUACGUUUCAUUAUAAAAGAACGAGCAUUAACUUUGGAAGAUUUGGACGCUGUUUGGGCGGCACAAGCUGGAAAACACGAAGCAAUUGUAAAAAAUGUUCAUGACCUACUUGCUAAACUUGCUUGGGAUUUUAGUCCUGAACAACUUGACCAUCUGUUUGAAUGCUUUCAGAUGAGUUGGAAGACUGCUAAUAAAAAACAAAGAGAAAAAUUAUUAGAAUUAAUUCGGAGACUAGCAGAAGACGAUAAGGAUGGAGUAAUGGCACAUAAGGUGUUAACUCUUUUUUGGAAUUUGGCUCAUUCCGAUGAGGUGCCUACAGAAAUAAUGGAUCAAGCUUUAAACGCUCAUGUAAAAAUCCUUGAUUAUUCGUGUUCACAAGAAAGAGAUGCUCAGAAGACAAUUUGGUUGGACAAAUGUGUGGAAGAACUAAAAAAUGGCGAUAAGUGGGCUUUACCUGCGUUAAAACAAAUUCGAGAGAUAUGUUGCCUUUACGAACCAAAUCCACACAUUUCGUGUCACAAUCAACGGAAUCAUCAUUACAGACAAGAUGUUAUAGAACGACUUCAAGCACAACAUUCGGCAGUAAUUUUAGUGACCAAUAGUUUAACAAAUUAUAUGAAUAAAAUGAGACAAUUAGUUAAAGAAAAUCCAGACAUUGAUGCGAAUACUUAUAUGCCCGAUGGUCGUUAUAACCAUAUUAUGCAGGUGCAAGAAAGGCUUAAUUUCUUACGUUUCUUGUUGAAAGAUGGUCAACUUUGGUUAUGCGCCGACCAAGCUGAACAAAUUUGGCAGUGUUUAGCAGAACAAGGUGUAUUUGUCUCCGACCGUGAAGCAUGUUUCAAGUGGUUCUCUAAAUUAAUGGGAGAUGAACCAGAUCUUGAUCCGGCGAUAAAUAAAGAUUUUUUCCAAAAUAAUAUACUCCAACUAGAUCCAACAUUACUCACAGAAAGUGGUAUCAAAUGUUACGAACGAUUUUUCAAAGCUGUUAAUUCGAAGGAGGGUAAAUUAAAACUGAAGAAGGGAACAUUUCUUAUGGAUGACGUUGACCUAAUUGGUACAGAUUACUUGUGGCGAGUCGUAACUAACAGUCCUGAAGAGAUUGCAAAUCGGGCCAUAGAACUAUUAAAAGAAGUAAACACUAAUUUAGGGCCACGACUACAGUCAUCAGUUUUGGCAUUUCAUGUAACAUAUAUUGGGGAAUGCAUGGACAGAUUAAAGGCACAUUAUGACACUGUGUCGGUUUUAAGUAGAGUAUACCUCGAAGGGAAAGAGGAACGUGAAGAACAAGUGUCAAAUAAGAUUAAAAUAGAAGCUAUGAAAAUGUGUCGUGUCAUGAAAGUGUUACAGGAAUACAUAAACGAAUGUGACACUGCAUUUCCAGGAGAACGAAAAAUAUUGCCAUUGCAUAGAGCAGCUCGUGGGAAGCAUCUGUCUCUUAUACUUCGUUUUGCAAAUCCUGCAAAUCGUAGUGUAGAUGACAUAGAUAUAUUUACGCAUACUAACGACACCUUGGGAUCAUUAAGACGACAAAUAUUGCGCAGAAUUAAAGCAAAUGAAUCAAAUGUAAAAAUUGACUUAUUUCUUAAUGGAGAAUCGUUGGAGCCAGCAGAUGACAGAAAACUUCUUUCUCAACCACCCUUCAGGGACAAAAUGCUGUUAUCUGCAAAGUUGGGCCAAGUAAACAGCAAUAUGCCAAGUUCACCAGAUAGUAGUUCAGAUAGUUCCGCGAGUUCUCCGCAUCACCCAUACGAUGGGCCAAAUGUAGAAGCAGAGAAUAAUCUACCGGGUGUGGUUAUGUCCCAAAGAUCGCAAUACGCUACGUUUUUCUUUCAAUUGGCAGAUCUUGGAUGCACUCUUCAACACGCGCAAUUACGUGACGGUGCACGAAAUCUUCUACAAUUGGUGCCACCGGAUACUCUCACUGUAUCACGGUUACAGUGGUUAUUUGGUCAUUGUAAAGAUGACACCUUGGAUAAUGCUCUUUGUAAUGAUCAAAACACUACAGUAGAUGCUUUAUUUUUUACUGCAAGUCCUAGCCAAGUUUUAUACAAUUUAGAGGUUUUAUAUAGUUUGUUAAUGCCAGCAUUAGACCCGAUGUCGGAAAGAGCGUUUGAAUUUCAGUGCAAUUUUAUCAAGAGCGGUGAAGCUGGUGUUAUUCUGGAGAUGUUAACGAAAAAUAAAUUUUUACCAAACGCGGAUGAAACCACGAAACGUGCAGCGUAUUUGACCGUGUUGAAAUUAUGCAAACUUUUACUUACGAUAGUUGGCAACGUAAUGGCUUGCGUAAUGGAUGAAGUACAACAAGCUGGAAUAUCUGAGAAUCACGAUAACCAUACUCAUAACAAUCGUGGUCCGGUGGCAGUUUUAAAACAGGCAUUACAAAGUGUACCAAAUCAAAACACGGAAUAUAUGUUGAGAAGCGUCGCAGCGAAAUUAGCUCAACAUUUAGCGCGUCGAAUGUUGUGCGGAGGAACGGAAUCAGACAAAUGUCGGCAUCUUUUUAUGCAGGCCCUUUCCUGGGAGCUACCGAAUGUAGCUACUAUUCGUGCCAUAAUUAGGCUAGCAUGGGCGGCAUCCACAGGCAAUUUGAACAACAUAAACGCGUCCGCCGAGACGCUUCACGUGCUUCACGAGACAAAGGAAAAGGAAACGUCAAAUAAUCCGGACAAUAAUGACGUACUAGUGUGUAAGGAGGCACUGGAAAUUUUGACAAUCGCCUUGGUAUUGAAUCCGACCGCGUUAGAAUCAUUAUCAAGGGACAAUAUGUGGCACACGUUUUUGAUAGACCUUGUACUUCUAAGUACGUCGAGAGUGAUUCGAAUGGCCGCGGCUGAACAAUUUUUUUUUAUAUCGACGUGGUAUAGCAAUGGUCAUCAGCCACUGUUAUUUGCAAUAACGUUGCUAUUCAAUGUUCUAAACACCACUGUUAUGGAACACGCGAAACAGAGUCACGAGUACUUUCAACUUUUGUGUAGAUUAUUAAAUUAUGCACACAUGUCCGGAUGCCCACUUUUAACAGCCGAAACAUUGCUGAACAUCGAGAUAGCUUGGUUGAAGAAAGUGCGAGACAACGUUAAAGAAACUGGAGAAAGUCAAGUUGACGAGGCUGUCCUCGAAGGGCAUCUUGGUCUUACUAAAGAGCUAUUGGCUUUUUUACCUCCGAGUAAAAAGUAUGAACUUGGUUCCGAUGAGAAACACGGGGCAAAUUUAAUCAAAGAAUUGGUCGAAGAUUUUGUAUUUCCUGCAUCGCGUCUUAUGCUGCAACUACGUAGCACUGGAGAGCUAAGUGCCACGCAAGCGAGCCCAGUAUGCACGACUCCUCAAUCAACUAGUGCGGCAUUUGAUUUACUUGUAGGUCUUUGUGUAGGCUGUGUACCUAACAUGAAACUUCUAGUCACAAUGCUCACUGAUAUGUUCUACUCUGAGAGAGACGAACCGCUGGUAGAAUGGGAUUAUUUACCACCGGUUGGGCUUAGGCCAUUAAAAGGGUUUGUAGGUCUGAAAAAUGCAGGCGCGACUUGCUACAUGAACUCAGUAUUACAACAAUUGUACAUGGUUGAAAGUAUAAGAAUCGGGCUACUAGCCGCGGAAGGUGCAGCGACAGAUUUAAACGAGGAUUUCUCUGGCGAGGAAAGAAUCGAAGGUGAACAAACGAUAGAGGCGAACGACAACGAUACAAACGAGGAGAAAUGCGGAGCGGAUGAGUCUAGAAAAGAGUAUAAUAUUGGUAUUUUGAAACAAGUUCAAGCAAUCUUUGGUCAUUUAGCUUAUAGCAAAUUGCAAUAUUACAUACCCAGAGGACUUUGGAAACAUUUUAAACUUCAAGGCGAACCUGUAAAUCUUAGAGAGCAACAGGAUGCGGUAGAAUUUUUUAUGAGCUUGGUGGAAAGCUUAGAUGAGGCAUUGAAAGCCUUAGGGCAUGAACAGAUAAUGAGCAAAAUUCUCGGUGGUUCAUAUAGUGACCAGAAAAUCUGCAAAGGUUGCCCUCAUAGAUAUUCCAAGGAAGAGCCGUUCAGUUUGAUAAGUGUGGAUAUCAGAAAUCACAGCAACUUACUGGAUUCUCUUGAACAAUAUGUGAAAGGAGAAUUGCUGGAAGGCGCAGACGCUUAUCAUUGCGACAAAUGUAAUAAAAAGGUUGUGACGGUAAAGCGAUUAUGUGUAAAGAAGUUACCACCUGUUUUAGCGAUACAAUUAAAAAGAUUCGAAUACGAUUACGAAAGAGUUUGUGCUAUAAAAUUUAAUGAUUACUUUGAAUUUCCAAGAGAUUUGGAUAUGGAACCUUAUACUGUUUCGGGACUUGCUAAAUUGGAGGGAGAAGUUAUAGACUGUGAUUAUGAAGAAUCAGUGAAAGGAACUUGUACUAAAUAUCAAUUAACUGGUAUUGUAGUACACAGUGGUCAAGCUAGCGGUGGUCAUUACUAUUCUUAUAUUUUGCAUAGGCAAAGUGAUGGCACUGCUAAAUGGUACAAGUUCGAUGACGGCGAUGUUACGGAAUGUAAAAUGGAAGAAGAGGAAGAAAUGAAGUCUCAGUGUUUCGGUGGUGAUUAUUUAGGAGAAGUAUUUGACCACAUGCUCAAACGAAUGAGUUACCGCAAACAGAAACGAUGGUGGAAUGCUUAUAUGUUGUUUUAUACCAGAUUAGAUGUAGAGGAUAAUUCCCUAAUGAAAAGUGUUAACGAGUUAUCAUUGUAUACGAAACUAGGAGUUAUGAAAAUGCCCCCAGCUAUCGAAUACAGUGUCAGAAAGCAGAACAUAAAGUUUAUGCAUAAUCGAAAUCAAUUUAGCGCAGAAUACUUUCAAUUUAUCAAGAAACUUGUAUCUUGUAAUCCUCAUAAUAUUAACAGACAAAAUAUGAACGAGAAACUUAGCCCUGAACAAGAAGAACUCGCGAUGCUGUCUGUACAAUUGUCGUCGAGAUUUCUAUUCUACACGGGUUUCCAUACUAAAAAGACAUUGCGUGGUAAUGCAACGGAUUGGUACGAUAUUGUGUGCCAUCAUUUGCGCAGUAGUAAAUCAGUACGGUCUUGGUUUGCUCAUAACGUCUUAUUUAAUCAUCCGCAUAGAUUUUGCGAGUACCUUUUGAGCUGUCCCAGUACAGAAGUUCGAACAGCUUUUCUCAAAAUUUUGGUAUUUCUUGCACACGUUUCCCUGCAGGAUGGCCCAUGUGUGCCGCCUAGUCUAAACGCACCAACCAUACUUUUGGAUCCAACUGCCACGCUUAGUGAUCAUUUAUUGCACGCUGUUCUUUCUUUACUUCACCGUGAAAUAUCAGAUCAUGGCCGUCAUCUAUCACAUUAUUUCUCUGUGUUCCACACGUACGCGUCGCUUGGUCUUGCCGAAAAGGCUCAAUUGCUUAAGUUAAAUGUUCCGGUUACGUUUAUGUUGGUCGCAAUUGACGAAGGACCCGGCCCUACAAUAAAGUAUCACUAUCCCGAGCUAACUAAAUUGCAUCAAGUAGUUAGUAUGCUGAUACGUUGCUGUGACGUAUCAUCGAAAGCACAUUCGAGUCAUGCACAGUCAGGAGUAGCGCCUUUACCAAAUCCAUAUGGUGACCCAGCAUGUCAAAACGAAUAUCUGAUGCCUAUCCAACCGCUGGCAGCAGAUAUUCUUUUUGUUAAAAACAGUUACAUGAAGAAACUAAUUGAAGACGCUGAUGUUAACGUUACCGAGGACAUAGUGAAAUUACUUCAAUAUUGUUGUUGGGAAAAUCCACAGUUAUCACGAACUGUUCUCAGUGAAUUAUUAUGGCAAAUUGGAUACGCUUUUACUCACGAGUUGAAACAUCAUACGGAUUUACUACUCGCCAUGCUUCUAAUGGAAGAUUCGUGGCAGACGCAUCGUGUUCACAAUGCACUUAAAGGCGUUCCAGAAGAGAGAGAAGGUUUAUUCGAAAUAAUACAGAGAAGUAAACAUCAUUACCAAAAAAGAGCCUAUCAAUGCAUUAAAUGCAUGGUGCAGUUGUUUAACAAGUGCAGACUUGCACACGAACUUCUGCAUCACAGCCCUGAAUUGAAGAGGAAAUGGAUACAUGCCAUUGAGUGGCUUCACGAAGAACUCAAGAGACCAUAUGCAUCAACGGCUCCAUAUACUCAUGCGUAUAGCAACUGGUCUCCCCCAGCUCAGUCUAAUGAUUCCACGAAUGGAUACAUUUUGGAGCGUAGUAACAGCGCGAAGAAAACAUUAGAGAGGGCAUUUGAACUUUAUCCCGACGAUGAACAAGAAAUGGAAGAGGAUACGAGCGAAGAUUGUGCCGAGGAAGCUGAUAAAGCUGAGAAAGUCGAGAAAUAUCAAUCACAAAAAGGAUCGAGACGUAAUUUAAUAUGGGGAUCUAUAGGUUAUCCUGACGUUACUGUAAUACAACAAGUGCAAGAGGAACAACAAGUUCGAACUCAGCCUAGACCGUCCCCGGUUCACAGCCCUCUAUUCACCCAGGUCACGUUCUUUCCACAAGCUCCUGACUUAGAUAGUCCACAGAACUGUGAGUCAUCGCAAAAUACCAGCCAGGAUCCAUAAUGAACGCUACAUACUGACGUUCUACCAAGUUGCUGCCCCGGUGAAAACGUUUCAAUGUACGUCGAUGUCACUGCGCCAGCAGCUUGGUGUCGAACGAUUGAGACAUCUGUACAGAUAAAACUCGCAGAUUUGUUCUUUUUUUUUUUGCAACUGGUAUUCACGAACUUGCAUUUUCAAUCUGUCAGUUUUACCGUGGACAGUUACUUUCGUAAGUGAUACGAGUGGUAUAGCCAUUUGCACCAUUGAGAAAAAAAAAGAACGAUGUUAAAACAACAACAGGCGAUUACUAAAUAAGAACAGAAUUUCUAUGUAUUGAUCGAGGCAAGCAAUUCAUGUCACGGUUUCUUCUUACUCCUAACGUUCGUGCAUUCUUUGUUUUAUUAUUAUUAUUAUUAUUAUAUUAUUAUUAUUAUUAUUAUUAUUCUCUUUUUGCAUCUAUAUAAUUAUUUGGGCUUUCGAAUUUGAAGAAGGACGUUUUGGUAAGAAGAGAAUCCUUUGAAGAAACGCUAAGAAUAUUACUUGCCCCGAUUAAAGCAUACGAAUUCGAGUGUAAGAAUACGAUAAGAUUGUAAAAAUGUAUAGCGAAUAGUGUUAUGGAAUCCCGUCUCUGCCGAAUGGAAAACAAAGGUAUAAAAAGAAAAAAAAAGAACAUAAUUCCCGUAUGUCUAUGUAAAUUUGUUACUAAUAAAAAGUUAAAAAAUGAAACUUUCUAACAACCGACAGAUAAGGCUAUAAAGAAAAGAAAAAUAAUAAUACAGUAGCUUCAGAUUGAAUUGGAAAAUAAAUAGUUCAAAUAUUUACUAUGCAUCUAUGAAUAUGACUAUUUUAGUCUUUCAAGACGAAUGAAACGAAAAGAAUUUUUUUCUUGUACUUAAUCUCGAGCAUCAAAACGAAAAAAAAAAGAAAAAAAGAAAGAAAAAGAAGAAGAAUCGCUUCUUUAUGCAGUGAUUUGCACUGUUUAAGGAUUCAACAUACACCAAUGAUGCCUCCCAUUGUGCUUUCUUUUAGUUCAUCCAAUUUGAGAGAGAAAAAGAAAAGAGUUGUGCCUUCGAUAUCGUGCGACUCCGUUUAUAAUUUUUAGGUAGAUGUUUAGGAAUCUUGUUGCUUCGAAUUUGAUUGCUUAUAGGUCUUUUCUGUUACGUUUUGAUUAUUCGUGAGAAACUGUAAGAAAGAAUUUGAUAAAAUUACGCGAGAUCCAAGUACGUGGUGCAGAGUCAUUUAAAAAGAAAUUACGAAUAGAAAACACUCCAGCUAACGACGGGAUAUUUCUAAGUUUAAUAUGCGGCAGAUGGUCAGGAUAGUCAGCCCUAUUUUUUUUUUUCCUUCAAGUAAUAAGGAGUCGCGGUGCCGCGAGAAAGAAAAUAAGCCUUGUUCGAAGUCCAAAUUUUUACAAAAGAGAAAAAUAAAUAAAAGGAAUUGAAGAAAGCGUGACGGUAGCGACACAAAAGGGUAUGGAAACAAAAAAAAAAAAAUAAUAAUCACUAAUUUGUAUCGUUCUAAGAUACGAUCAAUCGUUGAAAUAAAAAGAGCUGUGGUCUUUUCGCCUGUAAUGUGUAAAGUAAUUCAUAAUUUUCAGUGUCGGUAAGAAAGGAACUAUUUUUAUUAGUUGUGCUGCUCGUUCUACGAGUAUAAAAGAAGAAAUACGAGAAUUAACGAACAGGAAACCGAACGAACCAUUCUUUUUUUUUUUUUUUUUUAAAUUUAUGAACUGGCCAUAGCUUUUGAUUUAUUAAAUAACAUGUGUUAUAUAUAUAGAUAUUAUAUAAAUAAUACUAAAGAGAGGAGUAAAGAGAGAAAUAAAGAAGUCACGUAAAUAAAUGGAGAAUGCGAAGCGAACCGUGUGUGUAUACAUAUAGGAAUUCGUGGGGGAAAAAAAAGUAAUGAGAAAAAACCAACGACUAUGUCAAGACACCAGGAAGUAAACGACAUAUUGAUUAUUGUUCGUAUUUAUCAAAUAUCCACGUUAAACAGUGUACCAAAUUAUAUAAUAGCUACUCUAUCGAUUAAAAUAAUAAUAAUAUUAAUAAUAAUAAUAAUGGUACCUAAUCUUACUCAGACAUGUACAUACGCAACUGCUUUUUAUAUGUGAUAAAAAAAAAAAACGUUAUUAUAUUCCUAUUAUACAUUGAGGUUAGUAAACGCUAUUGUAAAUCCUGGUUUUUUGUACACAGACUGUAUGCUAAGUUCUAAUUCUUUUGUUAACGGAAGAGAAUUGUAGUCUAUAAUUAUUUAAUAAUUUAAUUAUAUCGGUAAAAAAAGUAAGCGUAAAACACGUCUUGUAUGAUAUACAUAUAUAUGAACAACUUGAUUACUUUCAAAAAAUCAAUAUCACAUUUUAACCCAUUAAUUCCCAAAUAUCGAAAAUAUAUUAUUUUCAAGAUAGACGUUCUAUUAACAGGCAGAGCUGUCUAACGAUAAGAGUUAUAGGGGUCUGAGGCAGAUAUCAAUAUUCUUGAAAAUAUUUAAUCAGAAAUCUUGAAAUCUAUUCUAAUAAACCUAUUAAGUAACUAUUGAUACGUAACACGCGUAAUCUUAUAUUUCUCAUUUAUUGUAAAGUUUUAUGAUAAAUAUAGCAGAGCGUAAAACGGCUUUUCAAAAGAAAAAUUUGUUAUUAAUAAAUGUGAAAUUUAUUUUUCGAUAAAUAAAAUAUUAUAGUAGAAUUGUAAAAGGUUCAGCCGUUUUAAAAAUCCUUAUUUUUCAGAAUAAUAUACUAUUACAAUAUUUAAGAGAUAAUCUCUAACCGCGGACCGUAACUGCCCGGUUGCCCUAUGUUAGGGGCAGCUCUGUUAACACGUUAACUGCCGCUCACGCGACAUCGCGUGCGCGAUCGUCGACAUUAAGGCAAAUAAAUAUUUAUUUAUAAUACUAAAAUAAAAAUUUAUGAAACUGGUUAUUAAUGGGUUAAGUGGUCGAACUUCGAAUGUUUUGUGUCCAUGUAUCUGAUUGCUAUAGCGUUCGUGUAUUAUUAUUAUUUUUUUCUUCUAUUCUUUUCUCUCGUUUCCUAUUUUUUCGUUUAUUCUUUCGAACGACCGAUGAUGAUGGAAGGUAUACAUAUAUAGAAGAGGACACGAAAUGUCACACAGCCAGCACAUGGUUCUAAUCGAACGAUAUAAAACAAAACUAUUCUUCGAAUUAUCGUGAUUUCAUCGAACUUGUCGCGUGCACUAUACCAAUUAUGCUAUCACGAAUAUGUGUGCUAUAAAGUGACGGAUCCACGAGAGUCGAUCAACAUCCGCAGCCAUCUUCAUUGGGGCGAUAAUAGCAAAAUUCAAACGCGCUCGAUUUUUGUAAUAAAUUAACAACCAAAAAGCGUCUCUUUUUGCGAAGAGCAUCUGAAAGAAAAUAUUUACGAAAAAAGAAAAAAAGAAAAGAACAACGAGGAAUCAAGGAACAUCACGAGUCAAAAAUCAAAGGCAAAUGCAUGUGAGGAAGGAAAUAAAAGUAUAUCUACAGCUGUACAGUUUAAUAUGCUUAGAAAAGCGAUGCGAGAAAAUUAGGAAAAGAAAAAAAUAUAUAAUUCGAAUCUUACGCGGUGAACUUUCUCGAAACGUGAAAAAAAAGAGGCACCCCCUCGUCGAUGUUCGUUUAGUUUUUAGUUGUAAACGGUAAUUUUAUGUACUAACUCGAUCGACGCUCUAGUCAGUAAAAUAAAAUAAAGGAGAUUAAUGAACCUCGUUCGAUUUAGUAGCGUAUCUCUCGAAAGUUCUCUCUCUUUCUCUCUCUUUUUUUUUUUUUUUAAACAACGAUCCUUUGUUUCUAUCGCAAAUAAGAAAGUAUCGAAUGCAAUUGAAAAUUGACGUUUCUGUAACAAAAUUUUCCAACGAAAUUAAUAACUUAAUAUUUCGCAGCAAAAACAUACACGUGCGAUAUCGAAAUACCCUUGACGCCGUUAUUCGACCACUUUUUCUUUAAUGUUUCAACGUAAUCUUGACCUUUUCGUACAGAUAUUUCAUUUUUUUUUUAUCAAAUCGGUCGUUUAUAGAUUAAAAUCAUCAGAUUAACAAUUUACUAUAGUAUCGUAAAACCUUGAAAAUGAGAUUACACUUUUCCCUAUGUUAUUUCGAAGUCUAAUUAAGGAAUACCUUUUUUCCGUUUGAUGAAAUGUUCUUAAAAGAUUUGUCGUUUAUGAUUGUAAUUUUUGUAAGAAAUGAGCAAUUUUCACCGCAACGAUCAGCCUGUUAACGAAGCGAACGGUUUCAUUUCCUCGAUGAUGUCGCGUUGGAGAAUCAAUGGAAUCGCGUCAUUCGUCGACGUCAAAAUGAUGAAAGAGCCGUGAUUGCAAGGAAACUUAGUUCUUAGAUAAGAAAGAGUUAUGUAAAGCUGAGAGAAACCGUGGCUCCGAUGUCUGGAAAAAUUUUCUAUCUACCACUCGUCCAACGAAUGUCCAUCGAACUUGAUAAAAGAAAUAAUAAUAAUAAAAAAAGAAAGGAGAAACGAUUACAAAUUUCGCCAGACAUUUCUAAAAGUUAUUGAUAUCAAGCCAAUCGGACUUUCUAGCUGAAAGAUCCUGUAAAAAUUGUGUAUAUCUGUUGUUCUUUGCUGUUUGUGAAUUUUUGUUUGUUGCGUAAUAGAAUUGGUAUCUUUUAAUUUAUUUAUUAUUUUUUUUUUAAUACACGGUUAUUAUCGUUUGGUUGAGUUCAAGAGCGAGAGCAAGAGAGACAAAUGUUUUGCAACGAGACUCUGCAAUUACUUAUAUCGUAUGAUAUACAAGUUCAACAGACAGUGCGACGACCAUAAAUGCGUCGAAUUUCAAAGAGAAUCAUUUGUAACAAACCUAUUAUAAAAUUGAUCACUUUCUCUGUAUUUGAAACAAAAAUAAACCGUAUCCGCAUCUCGCUUCGAGACACGAAAGAAAAUUGGAAUGUCGAGUGGAAAGUACACAAAGUAGAUAAAUUUUUUUUUUAUCAUAUGAAUUUGUAAGAAUCAAAAUUGCUUUAUUUUUCUCUAAGGACAAUCGAGUCAAGGAGAGGACAGUAUUGUAUAUCACCGAAAUAGUCAUAGAUCAUUUAAUUUUUUGCUGUCCUAUAUUAGGACGAAUCCAAGUAACAAGUUUCUUGAUAACGAUGUUUUCUUACCUGGACCUCGGGAAGAAGAAAUUUUAAACAAAUAUUCUUCUUCCUUUUUUUUUACUAGCUACGAGUGGCAAGAUAAUAUUCGCAGGACGAAUAUAUUUAAAAGAAUGUUCUUCGAGGCUGCUUUCAGUAUGUUACCGUAUGUAUUUCAAGGAGCUGCGUCGUGAAUUGAAAAAGAAAGAAAGAUUGAGGUUAGUCCAAUAUUCUAAACGUAGACGAGUCAACCAACGACGCAGCUUCUUCCACUGUUCACGAGAUAAUAAAUAUCACGAACACUGUGUACGUGUGGUAUGUGUGUUUUUUGCUGUAACACUGUCGUCAUUGUUCACUUGCAUUCGCCUAUGGUUCUUAUAUUACCACCCAGGACGCACCGCACGCGUCCUAUGCUGAUACAAUACACGACGCACCGUGUGCGUCCUAUGCUGAUACCCAACACGACGCACCAUUCGCGUCCUGCGAGAAAACCGACAUUAGUCAACAAUUAAAAAGAUAAGAUCGUACGAAAGUAAAAAUGUGUGAAAAUUGAAAUUGACAUUGAAAUUACACGUAUGAAUAACCAGAAGAAAUGAAAUGUAUGUACCGACUCCUGUGGAUCUUAUCAGAUCUCUUAAGCCGGUCGAGAUCCGUGCUUUUUCCUACCUGAACAACGCCUGAAACAGGACGAUCUAGCUAGUUCUUGGUCGCGUGCUGUUAAAAUUGCUUUCAUAUCGGGCCGAGAUAAAUCACCGUGCGUUGAUACCCUUGAACUCAUGGUGCUUCAACAGAUUGUGCCUCGCUGCUUAGAGACACGGCUUAACCGAGCCUUUCUCGUUAUUCAUCCGUUCGAAGCGUGAAACGAUUGCGAAUAGAUCGAUGGAUGAUAACGAUCUCUUGAGUCAGCCCGUCGUUCCCUUAUCUAAUUACAACAGAAGUCUGCGAACUUCGAACUUCUCCGUCUCCCCUCCUCCUCCCCCCCCCCGAAAUUGCAGAACAAUCGCGUUCGUUAAAGACGAAGUUCAAGUUUCGCGCGUGGUUACGUUCUCCUCACGAGAUCAUCGUACGAUGAAGGGUAACCUUAAGGAUACGCGUCAGAUAUUUUCCUACGACACUCGUUUGGGGAAAAUUGUAGGGGCUCGAGAAGGAUGAUUAAAAAGAAUUUCUUUGCGUCGAUUUAUCGAUGGCUGGAAGAGUCAUUCUCGGAUUUUAACCUUUUCGUCACUAAGAAUGGAAAAAUUAUUUAAUUUAAUACGUUCGCUGUGGAUCCGCGUUACACUCACUUAAUAUUAUUAAUAUUAAUAUUAUUUCUACUUAUUUCCUUCGCCCGAUGAACGUUGGGCCAUCAAUUCCCAGCGAAUGUGUUAAUAUUAUUUUUAUUUACGUAUUUCAAUUUGAUAUAUCAACUAUAGCUACAAUGAAAGGGUUAAAUUUGUGAAUAAUUUCCUUUGAAUAUAAAACUCAAUGAUUCUUCCAUCCUUCUGUCGAGGUAAUGAAAUGACAGCUCAAAUGAAAAUACGUAUAUCGAAAAAGAGAUUUCGAAAUUCCCGAAAGGGUGCAGAGAAAGAGAGAGAGAGAGAGAGAGAGAGAGAGAGAGAGGAUGCGAUUAGACGUAACCGAGAAAGAAUGUUUUAAAGAGAAAAAGAAAAAAAAAAAGAAUCGAAGCUAAGCGAUCACGUGGUUUUUAAAUCGGCGCAUUUACGAGAGCAUUUUACUUAUUCGAACAAGUUAAACCGAGUCUGUGAUCCCGUUUGAUGCGAAUUAAAGGGGAAUAGAAUCGAUGCGCCCCUUAUAUAUUUAUGGUCCCUCGCAGACGUUCAAUGAUAUAAAUAUUAAUUAAGAUUGUAUAUUAUCGAGUCGAUGGCGUUGAUCGAUGGUGUUUCCCGAAAAUAAGGGGUCGCAGACUUUGGUUCGCCAUUUGGGGCCCCGAUUACCUAAUUUUUUUUUUCUUUUCUCUUUCGAUCGAGCGACUAUUCACCUCGUGCGUCUUCGGCGUGAAAAUGCUUCGUCGCCCCCUGAGAAUUUUUUGUGUAUUAUUUCUAACAGAAAUGUAAUAAAGUACGGUUUAAACAGA